AUGCUACUCAACGAUAUGACAUGCUCUACAGACACUAAUUGGAUAAGUGCAAAUGUUUUAUUGAGCACACUUAAUUCUGAGAAUAGUGAAGAGUUUGCAAAUUGCAUAAUUGGACUUAUUGCCGAAAGCGAAACAAUUGCGCAAAAAAUUAAUGAUAAGAUUAUACGUAACGAAGAUUUUACAUCAUGCAAUCUAAUAAUUGAAAUAAUUGGAAAAUUGAAUAACUUGACCUCUUUCAAUCUUAUUGAAAAUGGAAAAGACGUAAGAAUAGCCCAUCAUGAAUUCCCAAAAGAUUUUGCUUCAGGUCUGUUAUCUGUUAUUCGCUAUUUAAGUGAAAUAAAUAAAACCUUUAACAAUUUAAUUCAGUUGUCUUCAAUAAGGUGUCAUGGCUUAAGAAGUUGGAAUAACGACUUUGAGAAAGAUCAUCUUGCCUUUUUUCAAAUAUCUCGAAACAUUUUGAUAUAUUGGUACACAGUUGAGCCCUUCAAACUUUCUCCUCUAUUCUUGAGCUUGAGAAAUCUAAGCAUGGUAGAGGUGGUGGAGAAAAAUACUGCAAAAUUUAAUUUUCUGAAUCAGGAAGGAGCUUAUUGGGAUCCUAUAAAUUUCAGAAAAGUGACAACACAUGAUAUCAAGUUUGAGGUAAGAAUCAGGAAGACCGAAUCAUUCAAUCACUUUGUGAGCAUUAUGAGGACAAAAUUAUUAGAAAAAGAGUGUAGAACAGUUGCUGUUCAAUCGCCAAUAUGUGUUGGUAUUCUGACUGGAAGAAAACUGAGUCGAAAUGUUCCGACACACGCUGAUUCUUCCAAGGCACGUUAUAAUAUUCAAGAGAAUUCAAAAAGCUCACAAAGCAAGCUAGUGGAUACGAAAGUUAGUAAGGACUUUGGCAUCAGAGAAAAGAAACCUUCCUCAAAUCAGACAAGUAGGAAGAAAUUUCCACGGAGCAUAAAGAAGACAAAAAAAAACAAAAUACUGUUCCAAAAUUCCGAACACCCAGGAACAGACCUCAAAGUGUCUUCAAAUGUACAAAAAUCUGUCGAAAUUUCCCCAAAUGGCAUUGCUGCAAGAAUGAAAAAUGAGUCGCGAAAAUACGGCAAAAAGGCACAUUUAAAGUCAACCAAAAGGGACAUAUGGGAACUAUCGUCCUCAGCACCUCCGACGCCUUUACCAGAGACCCCAGACAAAUUAGCUAAUAACACUCGCGCUGCUAAGUUUACUUUGCAAUCUAGCAUUGAAAACCGAUAUCAUGAAUCCAUUUCAAAGUCGAUAGUUUCAGACUCACAGGUUUCGCCCACUCCCUUACGAGAUAAAAGAGCGCCAGAAUUUGAUGAUUCAAAUUAUUAUUCUAAAGCUUCAUGUUACGGUGAUAAUGAUCAAGAGAGUCUCAUACGUGGCAAGAGGAGAAAAUCCAUAUAUUAUGCUGAUUCAUCGUCAAUCCCAACCAAAACAAACGGUUAUGUUCGUAGUAACAUUUUUGGGCUGGAACCAAAUAUUAAAGACCAACGUAAUAUGUCACUUGAACAUGAUAAAAAAACUAACAAAGAUUUCGAAAAGACUAAUGAAACCCACCGCGAUAAUUUAACCGCCAUUUCUGAAAAUACACUAAUGGAAGAUACCUUUGAUUUAACGGAUAGUACGAGCCAGUCAUUAAAUCAUACUACUUUACCAUCUGAAGAGAAUGUUACUGCUAGUACAACAUUUAUAAGCUCAAAUCUUAGCAAAGGCGAUGAUUUGACGACUGAUAACCCCUACACUCUCGUUAAAAAAGGUUUCGACUUAUUUCAAGAUCAAAUAAUGCGGCGAAUGGAACACUUGGAAUCUUUUGUUUGCAAACAAGAAAGAAUAUUUCGAAAUAAUUUUGAAUCUGAACUCCAAAAAAUAGAGAAAAGAUAUGAGCAAAUAGAAAAAGGGUUUCAUAAAACCAACAGCAAAAACGCAUACAAACACUAA
Messenger RNA from Priceomyces carsonii, 1947 nucleotides. RefSeq lists its product as uncharacterized. Lineage: Eukaryota; Fungi; Ascomycota; Pichiomycetes; Serinales; Debaryomycetaceae. The transcript has a single exon. The record is from RefSeq and is a predicted model, not a curated record. Bases 1 to 1947 code for a protein of 648 amino acids.